Molecule: messenger RNA, 1474 nt
Organism: Sinocyclocheilus grahami
Lineage: Eukaryota; Metazoa; Chordata; Actinopteri; Cypriniformes; Cyprinidae
Product: galaxin-like
Exons: 2
Coding region: 264-923 (219 amino acids)
Source: RefSeq, a predicted model, not a curated record
UGGCAGAUUAUUGUUUGGCCUGUAGCCUGAUUUCAUUCUGCCCAUGCUGUCUUGACAAACGAGGCUUUGUCUGUAACUGGAAAUUCAAACCAAACUGAUACAUGCAGAGACAGCAUAAGAAUGUACUUACUGGCACUACAUUUCUCAAAAAAGACAUAUUCAUAUAGCACAGCUCUAGGACAGUCUCUCAGUCAUCCAGGCCACCUGAUAAACCUACAAUAAUUUUAAAACCACAUGAAUGACUUUUCUUUUAAACUUUUUUGAUGUUGUUGUUUGUUCUAUUUAGCCACAACAAGAUGAAUGGCAAUUUCUGUUGUGGUUCAGAAGUCUAUGACCACCACAACCAGUUCUUGAGAUGCUGCUCAGGUCAUCUCUACAACCUAACCCAUUUACGUGGAAAUGCAGAGUGCUGUGGAAGCCUAUUGCUGAAAUAUAGUAAUCACAUUUGCUGUUCCUCCUCAACCAAUUCCGUAAUGUAUGACACCAAAAGAAACCACCGUUGCUGUGGGCAUUACUACUACAACACAUCCCUGUGGAGCUGCUGUGCUGAACGUCUCAAACCAACACCAAAGCCUAACAGCUCUCCUGAAGAAUACAGACCUAAACCCCUAACAGGCCUUAUCCCUGAAAUGUGCAAUAAAACAGUGUUCUUUGGCAGAGUGGAGAGUGUGGCACUUGAAAAUGAUCUGCGUCAUGUGGUGUUGAAAGUUGUGUGGCAAGUCAAUAUGAAAUCUGAAAAUUUAAUCAAAGACCCUUGGCUUCAUGUGUCCCUGGAUCACUGCAGCUCUCCUGCCACAGAUAACGGCAUGACCUACCUUUGGGAGGAAAACCACAAUGGGAAGUACAAGCUUCUCUCUCACCCUGUUGACCUAACAUCUGACAUUUACAUGUUAUAUUCUGUAUGUUACCAAAAGAAGGGAUAGAAAUAUGGAUUGAGGUCUAUUUACCAUCAUUUCAAAGCAUGCAGGUUGUCAUAAGAUUCCUGAUCAUUUUUAUCCAUCAUUAAUGAUAAAUGACAAUAGAGGAAAGUCUCUGUUACUAUACACAGCAUUACGGCAUCACAUGUUGUGCAUCUGUGCUUUUUACCUCAUUGGAUAUUUUUAUUUCAUCUCAAUAAUGGAUUGAUCCUGUUUGGAGUGAUGCAUUACUCUUAUUUAUUCAGUGAGGUAAUUUUAAGCUUUGUUAAUGUGAAAAAUGGAAAUAGAAUCAAAAAAGAAAACAUUCUUCUUUUUUAAUAUUGAGUUCUCUUAAAGAGUUAUUUUUUAUCUAAAUUGCUGGGCAGUGUUAAUUUUAUAUAUUUUAAGUUGCACUGCAUGACUUAAGAAGCAUGUUUUUGUAAUCGUACUGUAUUUGAUCAGUCUCAGGUCUAUUCCAAUUCUGUUCAAUUUCUAACAAUUUGAUGGGUUCAGGGGCCUUCAUGUACUAAACUCAGAGGUGCUCAAAAGCAAUUAAUGGCUUUUAUCCUAAUCCUUGA